AUGUCGAACUACAUUGGAAAAACGGUCGACUUCUUUCUUGAUACAGAGAAUAAGCAUAGCGGUAAAACGAGAUACUACGAAAACAUUUCAUCUCUGACGCUGAUAGAUCUAGAUUUUGAUAUUGGCGAAAGAAACGAGUGUAGUGUGUCUUUUUCGGAUGCUGACUGUGAACAGACUUCGACGUGCGAAUCUUUUACCAAUGAUGCCAGCAUCCCGUUGUCACCGUACAACUUCCCUAUCAAGAAAAAUGGUUUGAGGAACUUGGGAAUACAUAUACAAGAACUCUUCGUUUUGUUGCAAUUCUCAAAGAGGGUUUCACUUCCUCCUUUAGAAAUUUCAGAAUUGUCAAGAGCCCCUGGUUUCUUGAUAAGUCAUCAGCAUGACAGCUCUGAGUUUUUGGGCUUCUUACUCAACAAACUACAAGAUCAAGAGAAUACCUUCAACUUUUCUUGUAAUUUCUCUGAAGAUAAAGGAGAAGCUGUCCCAACGCUAGUGCAAACUUUUUUCAGCAGCAAGAUUUUGACUGUUUCACGAUGUUUGGUUUGUGGAACAGAGAACGAUCGUGUCGAUCUAUAUAGGGAGCUGCAACUGCCCUUCCCCAACACCAACUACUCUGAGAACCAGAACGUGCAGUCGCUGCUGGACUACUACUUUGAGCCGGAGAAAUUGACAGAAGAUAACCAAUGCUACUGCGAGAUAUGCAAUCGAUUGACCGUCAGAGAACACAUAACCAAGAUCAUGGAGGCGCCGCCACGAUUGAUUUCAACUCUGAAGCUCUUCCGGUACGAUCCUUCCUCGCACCAGAGUAUCAAGAUGCAACAUUCCGUAUGUCUUGACGAGCAUCUUAUUAUCGACAGCUGA
Phaedon cochleariae (mustard beetle) is the source of this 861-nucleotide messenger RNA. The record is from the annotation of a GenBank genome assembly. Lineage: Eukaryota; Metazoa; Arthropoda; Insecta; Coleoptera; Chrysomelidae.